Molecule: messenger RNA, 1186 nt
Organism: Betta splendens (Siamese fighting fish)
Lineage: Eukaryota; Metazoa; Chordata; Actinopteri; Anabantiformes; Osphronemidae
Product: phospholipid scramblase 2
Exons: 8
Coding region: 166-1074 (302 amino acids)
Biological process (GO): plasma membrane phospholipid scrambling
Cellular component (GO): plasma membrane
Molecular function (GO): phospholipid scramblase activity
Source: RefSeq, a predicted model, not a curated record
AAGGUGGGGAACAUGAGUGGAGAUCUCCAGACACACAAACCCAGGGGUGGUGCUCCAGCCCUAGUGGAUCGUGACAAGUCAGGGGUGUUUGCCUUCCUUCCUUCCUUCUUAGAGUCGGUGUGCUUCAGUUCCUGUUCAGGAGGAUGAACACAGGUGCUUUGAGCCAUGUCGGUGGUAACCAACCAGCCUCUUCCCUUUGGCCGACUGGAGCGAGAGAAGCACAUCCAGAUGAUCUUCAGAGCUUUCCAGAACCGUUGCAGGCCUUCAGAGAGCCACAGUCUCUCACCUAAACACAGCCCCCAACAAGCACCUGCUGAGUGGACGGAGCAGCUCCCAGAUGCGUCUCCAGAAAGGAAGCUGAAGAGCGUUUACAUUCGGCCACCAGGGAAACUGAACAGGCCAGUGGUGGAUGAGCAGAAGCCUGGAGGUGCAGCAGGAUCAGACUUUACAUCCAUGCUAGAAACAGUCAGCCAGAUCCAUAUCACCGCUAGACCAGAGCUGCAAGGUCCACAGUGUGUUCCCAGGAGAAUCUACAGCAUUGACACAGGAGGCAGAAGGUCACAGUUAUCAGUGGCUGUGGAAGAGACUUCUUGUAUGUGCCUCCAGUGCUGCGGACCAGCUCGGGCUUGUACCCUCCUGGGCUUUGAUUGUCAGGGCCGCCAAGUCUUUUAUUUUGAAAGGCCUUUCAGGGUGGAUGCUUGCUGCCUUGGCUGCUGCCUGAUGGAGAUGAGGGCCUUCACACCCGAUAAACGUCUCAUUGGCACCAUAUGCCAGAGGUGGAGCAUGUUCACCCCUCUGCUGGAGGUGUGUGAUGCAGACGGAGCGUCAGCGCUCAGAAUCCAGGGAUCCUGCUGUCCCUGCCGCUGUGUCUCCAACCAGCAGUUCCAGAUUGUCUCCAACAUUGGUGAGAAAAUGGGCACAAUAUGGAAAAAAUGGCCUGGCUUCAAUGACGAGCACAACAUGGACCAUGAAUACUUUGGGUUAGAAGUACCACUGAAUAUGGAGCCAAACACUAAAGUGCUUCUGUUGGCAGCUACUUUCCUGCUGUAUCAUAUGUUCUUUGAGAUGAGCUAAAUGGGAGACAAAGACCAUAAAAUGUCCGCAUAUUAAAGAAUGACACGGAGCGAGCUUUAGCAGCAGAUGCAUAUUUAACAUUUAUUGCUGUAAUCCAUCAGGUGUACAUCCA